AAAAAGCCUAAAAUUUUCAAGAUGGCGGCGGCUUUUUUAUAUUCGGCCACGGCCAACGCAGAUUCUGCAACGGCGUUGGCUGUGGAGAAGUAAAGAAAAUGUUUUUCCGAAAAUAAAAUAAAAAUCGCUUUAAUCCUCGUCGCCAGUAAAGAGGAGCAUUAUACCCAGAGUAAUACAAGAAGUAACAGAACAAUAGAAAUGACAAGUUUUGGAUGGAAGAGGAAAGCGGGAGAGAAGGUGUCGAAGGAAGCGUCUUCAAGCUUCGAGAGUAAGACGGGAGUACUUCAGGAAGAUUCUCCCGGAGACGAUGGUCAACAUGAAGACACCUUCUGGGAUGGUUUCUCCAAGAGAAGGAAGGUUCUGAUUCUCGAGGACUCGGCGAGCAAGAGCCAAAGAUUGAAAGCUGAGGGAGAGACACUGGCAGAUGCUGGCAGAUACUGGGAAGCUGUUAAGAAAUGGACUGAGGCCCUGCAGUAUACACCUUCUAAUGAAUUCCUCUAUGAAAUGAAAGCACAAGUUUUGAUGGAAUUGCACGAGGUGUUUCCAGCUGUGGAAGCAGCGCAACAGGCCACCGUCCUGGCUCCCCAAUGGUGGGUCGCAUACCAAACUUUAGGACGUGCUCAACUUGGGCUUGGCGAAAUCACCAUGGCUGUGAAAUCAUUCAGCAGAGCUGUGCAUAUGAACCCAGCCGACUCUGCUCUAUGGGAGGACGACCUGAGAUGGGCCUGCUCGCUGAGGGACCAACUCGAGACACGGACCAAGGACACGAAAGACCAGGACCAAAACAAAAGACCCGUCUUGAAGGAAGUCGAAUCUCGUAUUCUUAAUGAAGACAAAGGGAUGACCUCGUCACCCGUUGACUCUGGUAAUGAUGGUGAAUUGUUUUGUAGAGAGGGAUUCAGAUGAUGGCUUUGUCCAGUGUUGAGCAGUAAACUGACGUCAGCAAGUACGGUGUAGCAGCAGAAGGCAGUAAUGACAGUCCUGAUGAAGACCUGGGUAUCGCAUCCAUGCAUUUGACCCAAGUAGUGGUGGUGUUGCGGUUCUUUAUCCUGGAGAGAGAGAGGGUUUCAGAGGAAUACACUGUAAUACGUUGGGUGAGCCAAUGAUGCAGAUCGAACCAACGUUUAUAGCAUGUACCCCCAAAUAUGGUGACUACAAUAUUCCUUGUAAAGAUCCUUGAAACAAUUAGAACAUAUUGAACCAAGAAGUGGUGCCAAGAGUAUCAAAUAAGCAUGGUAUAAUAUAUAUAAAUGAUGUACAGAUGUGAGUGCAUCUGUAGGUUUUGUGAGCAUAAGGUAACUAUGGAACUGUUUAGAUAGACUAGUGUCCAUAGUUACUGCAUGCUCACUAGUCCUACCUAUACAGGAACAAACCUGUGUAUCAUUUGUUUUAUAGAAUGGAAUUUUUGGUUGAAUUUUUUUUGUAAUCAUGCAUAAGUAAAUUCUGACGCAUGGCUAGCCCUGCAUUCGGUAAAUUUGCCAUGCAUAAGUGAUUACCAGAUGCGUGGCAAAUUUACCGGAUACAUUGCUGGCCAUGUGUCGGUAAUGAUCAGUGAAGCCGCUUGAUAUGAGUACCGGUAGUCUUUAAUCCCUUUACAAUAAUACACUAUAGCUUUAGUGGAACACUGAGGUUCAAGGAAUCGAUUGCUUACAAUUAGCAAGUACAGUUAACAAGAUGAAAAGGCACAGCCGGAUAAAGUUCCUUUUAUGAGCCUCAGAAUUUGGGAAAGGUGCCUAAGGAAAUUAGCUCAUAAAUAUUUCCAAAAACAUUUAUAUAAAGGAGUGACUAUUCCGUGGUUGUAUUAUCAGAUUUACUUCAUAUUUCGUUUACCCUGAUACAAUUUAUAUUUCCCUUUCUCAGGAUAACGAGUUUUGUUGUUUGAAUGGAUUUCAUUUACCACUCUUGGCUUCUAAAUGUAUAUGCCUAUUGAAUACAUGUACCCUUACAAAUACAAAAGAGUAGCAAAUUAGAAAAAAUGUAUAUAUUUGUACACUAUUUGAUUCACAUCGUAUGUGCAAUAUUGACCCUUUUGUAAGGUCAAAACUUAAAAAUCAAAUUUUCUAUUUUCUUUUUAAAACUCUUUGUCCCGUUUGUUAUGAAACAUCAGACUGCAAAAUCAUGUUCAAAGGUGGUUUUACAAACCAUAAAUAAAAAGAUAGUUCCAUGACAUUUGCCCGGCGACAAUUGCUCCGCUCUAAAUUCCACACACUAAUCAAAUGACCAACUUUGUGCCCCGAGGUUUAAAACUAUAACCUUUCCUAAACCUAACAUAGAACCCUAUUUGAAUCCUAACCCCUACAUCUUAGACGAAAUUAAGCCCAGAACAAUUGUCGCAGGAGCAAAUGUUGUGUCACCUAAAAGAUCACAUUAGAACAAUGAUCGCAAGAACAAUUAAUGGUUAGAGGUAUUGUGGCUCAGUGGAUAAGUCUCUGAACUUUGAACCACAAUGACCGGGGUUCAAAUCCCACUGCAGCACUAGCGUCCUGUGGCAAGGCGUUAAUCUACAUUUGCCUCUCUCCACCCGGAUGAAGUAAAUGGUACCCGGUAGGAAGGAAUUCCUUGACUGCUGGAGCGUCUGAUCAGGAUAAACGUGCUAAUGCCGGGGUAAUAGUAUGCAGCGCUUAGAAACACUUGUAUUAAUGUUGCAUAAUAUUAUUAUUAUGAUAAAUGAUAAUUGCUGGGUUCAUGUGGCACUGUUUCCAGAGGGUAUGCGAUUGUAACCAUCAUUACCCAGGCUUUACCUGGAGCUGCCACUUCAUCAGAAGCAGCAGGAUGUGCGCCUUAACCCGUUGGAUACUGAAUGAUUUCACUAUAACGCAUGUUUUUCAUAGACCCCAGCCUUUAUAUUGGUCUCCAAGGGGUUAACAUUAGAGAGCAUGAAUAAGAUCAAUAAAUGAAUUAGCAUGAUUAUGUUAGUUCAUGUGGACAGGGACUCAAUUUAAUAAUUAUGCAGGGAGCAAUAAAAAGCUCUCCUAACACUUUAAAGGGGAGCAGUAGGAGAGCACUAUAAAAAGCUCUUGUAGCUCUUUUGUCUGAUUACAAAAAGAAUGGAGGAACGUACAUGAAGUUACAACCCACAACCAAAAGAGACAAGCAAUCAGAUAUAUACAAUAUAUAUUUCAAUGAACUUAUUAGUGUCAUUCUUGUAGUGUGUUUUAUUGCUUACAAUGUAAUUGUGUGUUAUUUCUAAAACCUUGACUGAGAAUGAGGUUUGGCUGUAACAAUUUGAUCAUUGACUGACAAUCUUGUUAAGUGAUCGCUGAGGUGAGCGAUAAAUCGCUCUACCUGAAAUGGAUCAAGGCAAGCGGUAGCAACUGAUCGCUCUUGCUCGCCUUAAAACUGAGUCCCUGUGUGGAGUGUCGACUUGAACAGAAACUGAACCAACAUUGGUGAUGGUAUUCAAUGGUAGGGGGGAGGAGGUUCAAUGUAAAUUAAAAUUUCAAAAUAAGAAUUUGAGUACUUGGUUACGAAGUAUGUGGGGUUAGCCAACGGUGCAUAUUGAGCCAACAUCAAGAGGUACCCCCGAAGAAGGGGACAACUACAAUUGAUGUAAAAUAUGUGGCAAUCAGGUAAUAAUGAUAAUAAUAAUUAACCACAUGUAAAGAGAUGAAUGUGAGUUGGUACAAAUAUAUUACUUUCUGUUUAAUUGCAAAUAAAUUGAUGGAAUAAAAUGGGUGACUUAGUUUGUUGACUUGAUUUUAC
This is a messenger RNA of Lytechinus pictus (painted urchin), 3702 nucleotides long. RefSeq names its product tetratricopeptide repeat protein 33-like. The transcript has 5 exons. Gene Ontology annotation, molecular function: protein binding. The record is from RefSeq and is a predicted model, not a curated record. Lineage: Eukaryota; Metazoa; Echinodermata; Echinoidea; Temnopleuroida; Toxopneustidae. The coding region runs from base 199 to 906 and encodes 235 amino acids.